CAGCCAGCAGUCGACCGAGAGUGAGUAUAUGUGCGCACCCGAGUCCCAGCCCCACAAUACAUUUCCAACCAACAACCUUUCCCACCCAAUUGGUGUUCCCAGACCGGAGCCCGGUUGCCUGGCGAACUCUGCGAGACGCUUCAAAGCGGGAUGUGGUAAUUUGCAUACUGCAGCUCGGGCAGCGUUGUUCGGAGAGCUGCUGGAGUGGUACUACGCAAAGGGCGAGACAUAUCUGGGGAUGUGUUCUACAGCAAUUCUCAAGAAUAAAGCUGCAUAAGGAUGUGUGCUGCGAGGCGGAUACCGAC
Molecule: messenger RNA, 305 nt
Organism: Phanerochaete carnosa HHB-10118-sp
Lineage: Eukaryota; Fungi; Basidiomycota; Agaricomycetes; Polyporales; Phanerochaetaceae
Exons: 1
Coding region: 29-277 (82 amino acids)
Source: RefSeq, a predicted model, not a curated record